Molecule: messenger RNA, 1399 nt
Organism: Chilo suppressalis (striped riceborer)
Lineage: Eukaryota; Metazoa; Arthropoda; Insecta; Lepidoptera; Crambidae
Source: the annotation of a GenBank genome assembly
CUACUACUUCCAUUCAACUCUUCACAAAAUAACAAUAAGUUGACUUAUCAGACAUGUGCUGAGAUUAUUAAAUCAAAACUACCGGUAUUGUUUUUAAUUUAUAAAGUGCUAAUUUUGACCCAAUAUCACUCAUUAAACGGAUACACUUCAUAGCAGGCGCUAGUGAUUCGAAAGGAAUUAAUGUUAAAAAAGGAAGUAGAAAAUAUUUAUUGCGAGACCAAGUUAGCAGUACAAACGGUAGCAAACUUUUUUCACUCGAGACUGCACAGCUUGUCUACUUAAAGUCCAGUUUCAUUACGAUUCUAAAUAAGAGCACUCGACUAAGUAAGUGUUCGCGAGAAGUAUGAGCAAAGCGAGGCAAUGGACCCCAUUGAAGAAAGUCGGUAUUGUCGGUGUGCCUUUCGAGAAAGGGCAAAAGAAAUAUGGAGUCAGCGUGGCACCAGCAGCUUUGAGGGCGGCUGGACUCAUUGAGGAGCUAUCAGAAAUAGAUGGGCUCGAUGUGAAAGAUUUCGGCGACAUCGAAGUGACGUGCAGCGACAGCACGCCCGUGGUCGACAACAUGGCGCACCUGCAGCAAGUCUCGGUCUGCAACAAGAGACUGUCGGACAAAGUCUCCGAGAUCCUGAAGGACGAGCGCGUCGCCGUCACCAUUGGUGGUGACCAUUCUAUUGGCGUAGGGACUGUGGACGGCCAUUACAAAACGGACAAAGACAUGAUCCUCAUAUGGGUGGACGCACACGCAGACAUCAACACGAACAAGACAUCUGGGUCGGGCUCCGUGCACGGCAUGCCUGUCGCUCUACUGGUUAAAGAACUAUCGGAUUAUUGGCCCUAUCUACCUACCAUGGAUUGGCAAAUACCAAAAUUCUCAAUAAAAAGUCUGGGUUAUGUAGGAUUGCGUUCAGUGGAUCCAUUCGAGCGGCUGGCUAUUGAAAAAUUUAAUGUCCCUACAUUUGCCAUGGAAGAUAUUGACGAGCAUGGGAUCCAAAACUCCAUAAACCACAUACUUCAAUUACUUGAUCCUUGCAUGAACAAACCGAUUCACGUGAGUUUUGACAUCGACGCAUUGGACGCGCUGGAGGCACCAAGUACCGGCACACCAGUUCGUGGAGGCCUGACUCUUCGGGAAGCCAUUUGCCUAAUGGAGAUCAUACACGCUACGGGACGUCUGCGAGCCAUAGACUUAGUGGAAAUCAACCCAGCGUUGGGCAACGAGAGCGACCGCCGACGGACUCUCGAAGCCGGCCUUAGCGUGCUCAAGGCUGGCUUAGGCUUCUCCAGGAGAGGCACAGCUCCUAGAGGAGUGCUGGACUUACCUGUUCAAACGCAUCACGAUCACGAUUGCCCCGUCGCAAGACAACAGAUGAUGAAGUGAAACGCUGGACGCUGAUUUUUCAAU